GAGAGGAGAGCUGGGAGACAGAGAGGGGAAAGGAGACAGAGAGGGGAGGAGAGGAGAGCUGGGAGACGGAGAGGAGGAGGUCUCCAGACAGCUGUGCAGGGAGUGAAGAGAUACAUUGUAUCCGGAGAGGAGAGUGAGGAGUGGCGGAGAGAUACAUUGUAUCAGAAGAGGGCGGAAGAGGAGAGUGAGGACUGAUACAUUGUAUCAGGAGGAGGAGAGAAGAGUUACAUUGUAUCAGAAGGGGGAGGAGGAAGUAUCUGCUAAUCUCAGGGCGGUGCAGGGAGAUCGGUGUGGGGUGCAGGGAGAUUGGUGUGGGGUGCAGGGAGCUCGGUGUGGGGUGCAGGGAGCUCUCUGGUACACACCUUCCUGCUAUGCUGAGAUAGGUGAGGAGGAAGCGGAGGUGACACAUUCCUACCUGCAGGGGGCGCCUCGCUGUGCACACCAUGGGGGAGGCGGCGGUGAUCACGGCCAGAGCGACGGUUAUGCUCUACGAUGACGGCAGUAAGAAGUGGAUAAACGCCGGGACGGGGGCCGCGGGAUUCAGCCGAGUGCAGAUCUUCCACAAUCCCGCCACACAGAUGUACCGCGUGGUGGGGAGGAAGAUGCAGGACCAGCAGCAGGUGGUGAUAAAUUGCCCUCUGGUUCGAGGACUGAAGUACCAUCAGGCCACGCCCAACUUCCACCAAUGGCGAGACGCGCGGCAGGUGUGGGGGCUGAACUUCAGCAGCAAGGAGGAGGCGGCACACUUUGCAGCGGGAAUCGCUCAGGCUCUGGAGGCUCUGGAUACAGGUGCCAGCUGGACUCCAAUGAAUGGACCCAAAGUAGAAGAGCCGGAACCCCCGAGGAGACCUCCGGAACCGGAGCAGAAAGUGCAGAGUCCAGUUGCCCCGGUUACUCCGCCAUCAAGUGGUCCUCCAGCUCCACCCGGCCCACCACCUCCACCGGGGCCGCCGCCAGUUUCUGGGGGUCCUCCAGCUCCUCCAGGGGGUCCUCCAGCUCCUCCUGGGGGUCCUCCAGCUCCACCUCCUAUGCCUUCUGGGGGGGGUGGUGGUCCUCCCCCUCCCCCUCCUCUACCGUCUGCUGCAGGCGGCGGGGGUGGUGGUGCUGGCGGUGGAGCCGGCGGGUUGGCGGCCGCGCUGGCUGCAGCCAAGCUGAGGAAAGUGGCAAAGGAUGAUGGGGGCGGGACGUCUCCGGCGAGCGCGGGGCCACCCAAGCCGGACGCCAGCCGCACCAGUGGAGGAGCAUCGGCAGGUGGAGGAGGCGGAGGAGGACUGAUGGAGGAGAUGAACAAAAAGCUGGCCCGCCGGCUGAAGAUGUCGCAACAGGGCGAUCGCCCCGCCCCCACCACGCAGGAUGACAGCGAUCUACAGAGUGGGAGGGGCCAAGCUGAGCCGGCUCGGCGCCCCUGGGACAGAGGGAGCACCACGUUGCCCAGGAUGAAAUCGACGGUCAGCAGCACUGAGGUGGCUCCGAGUACAGACGAACCAAUGGACUCCAUGGAGAGGAUGAAGCAGGAACUUCUGGAUGAGAUGAGGAAAGAGCUGCAGAGAGUGAAGGAGGACAUUAUAGAUGCGCUUAUCCAGGAACUGCGGAGAUCCGGCACACCGUGACCUCGGGCUCCUCCCCUUCGGAUGACUCAGGCUCCACCCACAGGCUCAGCACUCUUCCUCUGCUGUGCAGCACCUUUAGAAAUGAGCAGCCGGAAAAGGCUUCUAGCACCCCCUACUGGUGACGUGGUCACUAAUUCUUGAAUUGCACCUUCACACUUGUGAACUGCCACCCCCCUCCCCCCCAUUUGUACUAACCCCCCCCUCUGUGUCCCGUGACAUUCCACACCCGCCAUAACAUUCCCUAGGUACCGCCCCCUUUCCCCCCAAACAUACCCUAUCCAUCGUCUCCUCCCUUUACCACAAUAACCCCCCCCCCCCCCAAACCCUUGCUCCACCCCUACAUUAUUCCAUCUCCCUGUCUUGUGCUCCGCCCCUAUAUAAUACCAUCACCCCAGUCCCUUGCUCCACCCCUAUAUCAUUCCAUCUCCCUUACUCCACCCCUAUGUCGUUUCGUCUCCCCCGUCCCUGCUCCUCCCCUAUGUCUUUCAUCUCCCCUACAUUAUACCAUUACCCCAGUCCCUUGCUCCACCCCUAUAUAUUUCCAUCUCCCUGUUCCUCGCUCCACCCCUACGUCGUUUCGUCUCCACCGUCCCUCACCCACAUCAUUCCAUCUCCUUGUCUCGCGCUCCGCCCCUACAUAAUACCAUCACCCAAGUCCCUUGCUCCACCCCUGUAUCAUUCCAUCUCCCUUACUCCACCGCUAUGUCAUUUCGUCUCCCCCGUCCCUGCUCCUCCCCUACAUUAUACCAUUACCCCAGUCCCUUGCUCCACCCUUAUAUAUUUCCAUCUACCUGUUCCACCCCUACGUUGUUUCGUCUCCCCCGACCCUCACCCACAUCAUUCCAUCUCCCUGUCUCGUGCUCCGCCCCUACAUAAUACUAUCACCCCCCCCCAGUCCCUUGCUCCACCCCUAUAUCAUUCCAUCUCCCCCUACGUCAUAUUGUCUUCCCCGACCCUUGCUUCAUUUCUACGUCAUCCUGUCCCUCGCUCCGCCCUGACGUCAUUCCGUCUCCCUCCCCUCAUCAUCAUCCUGUCCCUCGCUCCACCCCUACGUCAUUCCGUCUCCCUCCCCACAUCAUCCUGUUCCUUGCUCCGCCCCUACGUCAUUCCGUCUCCCUCCCCACAUCAUCCAGUCCCUCGCUCCACCCCUACAUCACCCCACCCCCUAUAUCAUCCUGUCUCCCCCCCCCUCCUUUGCAAUACCCAACAUUAUCCUGUUACCCCCCCAAUCAUCUUCAUUUUUUUUUCCCUUGCCACAUGCUGCAAAGCCACUUGAAAAAAUAAAUAAAAAAAAAAAAAAACGGGUCGGCAGAGGCUGCAAGCUUCGACCAAUAGAAUUUUUAUGGGAUAAUUAACGGGUUUAUUUUUUAUUAUUAUUUCUGAAUCAUUUCAAGUUUUUUUUGUACAAUUUGUAGCAGAAGAAAAUCGGCUUGGCAGGUUUAUAGACGG
Messenger RNA from Rana temporaria (common frog), 3059 nucleotides. It is a transcript of the gene VASP, whose product is annotated as vasodilator stimulated phosphoprotein. The transcript is spliced from 12 exons. The record is from RefSeq and is a predicted model, not a curated record. NCBI's taxonomy places the organism in Eukaryota, Metazoa, Chordata, Amphibia, Anura, Ranidae. Bases 444 to 1610 code for a protein of 388 amino acids. Gene Ontology annotation, molecular function: profilin binding; SH3 domain binding. Gene Ontology annotation, biological process: actin cytoskeleton organization; axon guidance; neural tube closure.